Molecule: messenger RNA, 1174 nt
Organism: Heteronotia binoei (common prickly gecko)
Lineage: Eukaryota; Metazoa; Chordata; Lepidosauria; Squamata; Gekkonidae
Gene: MARVELD1
Product: MARVEL domain containing 1
Exons: 1
Coding region: 441-968 (175 amino acids)
Biological process (GO): myelination
Cellular component (GO): membrane
Molecular function (GO): structural constituent of myelin sheath
Source: RefSeq, a predicted model, not a curated record
GAGAAACUAUACCUGGACCUCUUUCCAUACAGCAGGGUGGGGCAGCAUUCUGUGCCUGCAGGCCAACCUUUCUGUGCAGGAACAGCUCAAGAGGCAGGCUGGCUGCUAGUAGUGAUGACACAGAAAAUUCUAGUGCCAAAGAAGCCAGCUUUAAGUGAUAUUCUGAGAGUGUAAACUCUAAAUUGGGACUGCAGGGGCGUGGAGGAGAGAUGGAACCAGUUAUUAGCAAAAAGAUGAAGAGAGAGAGAGAGCCGCCCAGAGCAGAGGAGGGGACUGGGAGGGGCUGAGGCGGGAAGCUGAGAGGCCCCAGUGCAGGAAAGACCGUUAAGCUGCAGAUGUUUGGCAGCUGCAGGCAAAGGAAGUGCCUGAGAAAGAGAGAGUUAGACUCCGCUGGGCUGCAGAAGGGAUUGGAGGCCUGACUUGCGCUCUCCAUAGACAGUAUGCCUCUUCCACCACCUCCUUCUUCACCUCCACCACCUUAUCCACACUCCAGAGAGCCUUUGAGCAUGAACUGGCCCUUCCUGCGAAGUCUGUUGGGAAUUUUGCGCGUAUUGCAGCUGGUGGCUGGUGCUGUUUGCUGGAUUACUUUAGCAGCACACAAGUAUGAAGGGGCAACCUACUUUGCAGUCUUUGCUGCAGUCCUCGUGUGGCUGCUCACCUUAGCAAUCUUUGGCCUCAGCUUACUGGGUCGCUGGGCUCUGGUGCCAGGGCUGGGGAGCCGCUGGCUUAUCACAAAUAUUGUGCAUGAUCUGCUGUUUGGGGUCAUUCUCUUCUCUGCUGCUGCGGGCAUCAUGGUCCAUAAGGCACAGGAUGUCAGCUACUGCAACGUGAGUGCCUACAAGUUUACCUGCAAUUACAGUGCCUACCUGAGUGCUGCCAUCUUUGCAGGCAUCACUGCCGUCUUUUACCUGCUUUCAGGACUCUACUGUCUGGUACGCCGUUCCCGGGGGCACCAUGACAUCAUCUGAGAGAUGCAAGAAGAUCAGUACACAGGGAUAGACACACCCUUCUGCAAACUGAUGGACAAGCCUCACACACAUAUCAUCCCACAGUCAAAUUGCUCCUUGCUUCAGACACACCAACUUGCCUUCCUAAUGGAGAGUCAAGACACCAAUAGACUUUUUCUGUAGAGAAUCUGACCCCCUCACCAGCAGAUGGAUGUGGGCUUUUGCGA